AUCGAAAAUCUGUGAUUUCGCAUUAGAUCUGGGUAUUGUGCCAGGAAUAGUUACGUGUUGCUGUUUUUACCUCGUCCAGGAAAGAGUUCGAAGAAUCUCUGAGAACUGCGGCGUUUGGAGAGAAGAAAAAGGAAGCUGUUGAUCACCAAAUCAGGUGGUCUGAAUGGUGGGCUAUGAUCCGUCCGCCGCGCAGCUGAGCAGCUGGCAGCAUGGCCUGGCCGGCGCCUCUUCUGGGUUCUUCACGCGGCUUUGCUGCCAGCCCCUGGACGUGCUCAAGAUCAGGUUCCAGCUGCAGCACGAGCCAGUGCGCCGCUCCGCUAACAGCAAGUACCGCGGAGUGCUGCAGGCUCUGGGCCAGGUGGUCCGGGACGAGGGUGCCUCCGCGCUCUGGAAGGGGCACGUCCCGGCCCAGCUGCUGUCGGUAGUCUACGGCACUGUGCAGUUUGCGUGCUUCGAAUACUUCACGCGCGAGCUGCACCAGCUGGCAUCGGAGCCAUCUGGCGGGACGGCCCUGAGUUUGCACUUCGUGGCCGGUGGCGCUUCCGGCGUGGCGGCCUCCGCCGCCUCGCUCCCCUUGGACGUCGUCCGCACACGCCUAGUGGCUCAAGGUGAACCCAAGUAUUACCGGAGUAUGCGGGCGGCGGCGGCGCACAUGCUGCGGAACGAGGGACCGACCGCCUUCGCCAAGGGCUUGGUGCCCACCAUGCUGCAGACGGCGCCGUACACGGCACUCCAGUUCGGCGCGUUCGCCGCCUGCAACCAGCUGCUGAGCCGCCAGCUCCUGUUGCAGGAUCGGCCGACGACGCGGGCCAUGCUGUGCGGCGUGGUGGCUGGCCUGGCCGCCAAGACAGCCGUCUACCCGCUGGACGUGGCCAAGAAGCGCAUCCAGGUCCAGGGCUUCCAGCAGCACCGACACGGCUUCGGCGAGGUGCGUGAGUACCGCGGUCUGCUACACUGUUUGCGGUCCACGGCGUACCAGGAGGGCGUGCGCGGCAUCUACAAGGGUCUGAUGCCCUCCUCCAUCAAGGCCAUGGCCACCACCGGCCUGCACUUCACCUUCUACGAGCUGGCGGUGCGGCUGAUGCGGGAGGCACGUGCCAGCUAACGGCCCCGCACCGGCCUGAGCUGACGGCGGCCAGCAGUAGCGCCGCGUCGGCCAGCGCCAACGGCUAGCGCCAGCGGCUAGCGCCAGUAGUUGCCGCCAGCGGUCGGGGCCGUGCCGCGCUAGCCCGCUGGUCGGCAGGCGUCGAGCCCGUGUGCAAUGUAAUCUACCACAGUUUAACACGGUAGAUGUACCGCUGGUGGAAGCGGCGUACCUGCCAGGCUGAUCUGUUCAUAGAAACCCCGUGCUUGUCAGGAUGAGGUCCGUUCUCUGUUAGCGGGCUGCCCACGUAGGAAUGGUGCAUUUGUUGAUGUUUUUGUUAGUAUUAUCCGUCCGCUAAAACGCGCAACAUGCGUUGCGUUAAGUUAUGAAGCAAUACCCUGCGAUAAAUGGUCGUGGAAGUCAUUUUCCUCAGUUGACACUGCACCAGACUUGUUGCACCCCCGUGUUGUUAUGCAGCCGAAGCGUAGUAUUGACAAUACAGAACUUGAGUGUA
Pollicipes pollicipes is the source of this 1598-nucleotide messenger RNA. Its product is annotated as mitochondrial thiamine pyrophosphate carrier. Gene Ontology annotation, biological process: transmembrane transport. The coding region runs from base 164 to 1105 and encodes 313 amino acids. NCBI's taxonomy places the organism in Eukaryota, Metazoa, Arthropoda, Thecostraca, Pollicipedomorpha, Pollicipedidae. The transcript is spliced from 8 exons. The record is from RefSeq and is a predicted model, not a curated record.